GAAAACUGUUUUUAUUUUCACAAAGAAUUUUAGGUCGGUAUUGGUGUUUUUGACUGUGUGAGAAUGAGAAAUGCUAUUGCUAUUGCGUUUUCAAAGGUGACGGGACGUAUACUUGAAUGGCGAUCUGUGGCAAAAUUGUAUUUUUGUGAUUAAGUGGCAAAAUAAGAACAGCUGGUUUAAGAAAAUAUUAAAGAGGGAAGAGUUCUGCGGGGUUGUGUUACUAUAACAACUUUAAGGGUCGCGUAAUCCAGGAAUUAUAGCGAAAGCUUCAUUAACAAAGUCAAGAACAAUUGCAUUAUUCGUGUAAAAGUGCAGUGAUUGGAAAAACUCUAUUGUUGUAAAUCGAAUGCGGUUUACCGACGCUGUUGCCGGGUGCUUUUGAUAUGAUAUUAAUUGACUGUUUCGCCGAAAUGAUCAGUGUUUUCACUUAUCAUAACCUCAACGCUGAGGCUUGAAUACGUCAAAAGUAUUUUGCAUCGCCCAGAGCGAGGCCUUGCGUGAAACUCGAGUUUAUCUGUUAUAUAUGAUUCAACGCGAGUACCCAAUGAACAACGGGUUCAGCACAGGGGAAGAAGAUUCUAGAGGUAAUUCCGAUCAAAUAUGUUGCCUUGUGGAUGACAACGAGCGUUGCAGGCGACCUGCGGGCAACGCAUCCUACAGCAAACGCAUACAGAAAACUGUGGCGCAGCGGAGGCUCAAACUCAACAUAGACCCUCAGGCAAGGCACACAUACAUAUGUGAUUACCACAAAACAAUGAUACAAUGUGCGAGGACAAAGCAAAGGAGGCCCAAAGACUCUGAGGAUGACAGCAAUGAAGCUGAGAUGGACACGCCAGAUGUUGACUGGUUCCAGCUGCAGGUGAAUACCCUGAGGAGGUAUAAAAGACACUACAAAGUCCCCACUAGGCCUGGACUGAACAAAGCUCAAUUGGCUGAAGUGAUACAGAAGCAUUUCAAGUCAUUGCCCGUGAAUGAAAAAGAUGUAAUGGCAUAUUUUAUUUAUAUGGUCAAAACUAAUGGCAAUAAGUUGGACCAGAAAAAUGGCAUAAACUCGGACUCUGUGUAGUGUUAUGUGAAUUUAAUUUAUGAAAUGUAGUUUUAAAUAUUAGAUGUAAAAUUUAAUUAGAUGGUUUCUCUUCCUAAAUUUACAAUCAGCAUUCAUGAGAUUGUCCACUGUUUAAUUUUAAUCAGAUCUCUUAUGCUUCUUUCUGUUUUAAAAUUUGACAUGGGUAUAUAUAUUAUAUAUAGUAUGGACUAUAGAUAAUUAAAUUAAAAUACCUAAAACUAAGACUAAUUAUGUAUUUAAUUGCAUCUACCUAUAUAUGGAUAUAUAAUUAAACAUAUAUACUAUAUGUUUAUGUAUAUAAAGGUAAAACUUAAAUCAGCCAUAUGUCAAGUUGAAUUUAAGCAAAGUGGUAUAAAUGAAAUGGUAAUUAAGUUUUCAUUAUGUGUGAGAGUACUCAAGAGCAUUCAUAAUAUUUAAAAUAUAUUAUUAGUGUUGUAUUAUGGUUGCAGCAACCAUAUGCAAUCAUAGUUUUCAAAAACCAAUUAACUCUUUAUUUUAUUUCAAUAUGAUCUUAGUUAUAUGAUUCAGCAGUUUGGACUUAGUGCACAGCUCUACUUGAUAAUAAAUAAAACUGAAGACAGUUUCUUUGGUUGAAUUAGUCUAUUCCAAGAUAUAUUGGUAAAAAUUUAAAAAAAAAAACAGUUAAUUUCAAUUAAUUUAAAAAGGCUACAUACACAAAAUCCUAAAUAAUAAUAAUAUUAUUAGUGUCUUUUAGAAGGCUUUUCUAUUUAACUCCCUGACCCUAUAGCUGUUGCCCAGUUGCAAUAUAAUAUAACAUCUUUAAAAGGAAGAACAAUUUUGACAUUUCUACUAAAAUAUGGAUAAUUACUAAUAUAAUUUAUCAUUAGGAUUUUGUUCAUGCUUAGUUGUAAGUUUGUACUUGACUAUGAUCUCAUUUAGUUUAUAUUAAUUCAGUCUAAGAUGGUAACAUGCUUAUUUUGAAUAUUAUACCAUACUAGCGGACGCCCGCGACUUCGUCCGCGUAAAAAUCGAUGUCAACUUUCAACCCCUAUUUCACAUUCUAUUUGGAAAGUUUUAUAACUUAUACCUAAUAAAUAGUCCGCUUAUCAUUUUACAUUUACAAAUGUACCUAGAAAAAUUAAGGACUUUCCGUACAAACUUUCUACCUCUACCCUACUCCUACCCUACCCGUUCCCUAACUGUAUCCUACCCCUACCCUGCCCGUACCCUACCCUACCCGUAAUCUUCCCUUUCCCAACCCCUUGGAUAGUGCUAGGAUAGGGGUAGGCCCUACCCUUACCCCACCCCUCACCCUACCCUAACCCUAACCCUAACCCUACCCUGACCCUACCCUACCCCUACCCUACCCUUACCAUACCCCUAUCCUACCUCUACCCUACCCCUACCCUACCACUACCUAGCCCUAACCUAGGCAUACCCUCCCCUACCCUACCCCUACCCUACCCCUACCCUACCCCUACCCUACCCUUACACAACCCCUACCCUACCCGUACCCUACCCUACCCGUACCCUGCCCUACCCUACCCUAUACCUCCCCUACCUUACCCGUACCCUUAGCAAAAUCGGUCCAGCCCUAUGAGCGUGGUGCGAUGACAAAGGGAAAUAGCGACUUCUAUUCUAAAAUUAUAAUGAGGUAAAGUUUGUGUGGUUGUCGGAGGUAAUCUUUGGAUCUACUGGACUGAUUUGGAAAAUUGUUUUACCAAUAGAAAGCUACGUUAUUUGCGAGUGUGAUAGGCUAUGCUUGAUCCCCAUAUUCACACGGGAACGGGAACUACGUAAUUGAAAGCGCUGGGCGUCAUGUAGCGGAAUUUCUGCGUCUUUUAGAAAUUUUGUAUUAUCUCCGAAUCUAUUUAACUAAUUAACAUACUCCAUAAUAUCCUUGUGAUUAUUAAAUAAUUUAUUUUGAUAAGGAUUUAAGUUAAGUAGCAUAAAUAAUGACGCAAACCUAAUUAUAUAAAAUUUAUAAUUUUUAAAACACAAAAGGUACUAUAUCUGCUAAUAUAGAGAAGUUAGAUAUAUGGUGUCGCGGACUUUUUUGUAGAACUUUUAAAGGUACAUAAAGCCUCCAUACAUUGAUUUCAAUUUUACACAAUGGAUAAGGCAGCGCAUGCGCAUAAGUCUGUUUAUGAUGAAUUUCGGUCCGACCUGUAUGACAAAAACUGUGAUAACUCGGCUAAUAUAUAUGAUACCUAUAUAAAAUAUAGCCUAUAGCACUCUCCGAUAAUGUAGCAUUCUACUGGUGAAAGAAUUUUUGAAAUCGGACCAGUAGUUCCGAAGAUUACCCCAUUUAAAAAAUGUGACAAACUUACAAACUUACAAACUUUACCUCUUUAUAAUAUUAUACCAAAUAUACCAUAAUACCAUAUUACCCUUUUUAGUAUAUUUUAUGACAUGGCAAAUAUGGUUUGUAUUGUUCCUUGAGUGGAUAAAAAACAAUGGACAAUCUUGGUUUUUACAUUAUUGUAUUAUACUAUUAAAUAAAAAAUAAUAAUAUGUAUUUUAGAAAUUCAUUUACAACAGGACAUUCACUUAGGUGCACAUAAUCAUUGCUGUAUUGUAAUUAAUAUAGUAGUCAAAAAAGGCUAUUCUUUAUAUUUCAAGUAAAACAUAUUAAAAUGCAAGUCCGUAUUACAUUAUAUCAAUUUAGUUCUGUGUCUGUUCUAUUAAAUUUUUUUUUUAUUAUUCUUUGUGCAGCAACAGUUAACACAAAGACAAAAUUAUAAAUUAUUAUCAAAAACAGCAACCUGUUAAUUAAAUUUUCUCAUUAAUUAUCAUCAGAAUUUAUAAAACUGACCUGAUCAAUAUCACAUCAGGGGAUAAUUGUGAGGCACUUGCAAUCAUAGCUAUGCGUUAACAUUAAAUAUAAAACUAAAAACUAUUGACAUGCCUUGCAUUCACUUAUUCAAAUAUUUUAAACUAUAUUUGAUUUCUGUAAAUAUUUUACAAAAAAGCUUUCUUUGAAUGCCUUUUUAAAAUCUUGUUGUAAGUAUAUCAGAUAAUUAUUAUCAGUCAAUAAAAUAAUGUAUAAUUAAAAUAAUGUGUACCUCAUGUCACAUGAAAAGAACAUUGACUGUUUUAUUGUAUGUGAUACUUGGACAUGUUGUAUGUACCUACAUCAUUUUUACCUUACAAGUUUAGAUGUGUUGUAUUAGCAUGAUGUGGUAAAUGAAAUCAAAGAGCAUUUAUGUACCAAAUCAAGAUUCAUAGAAAUUUUGAAAAAAUAGCUCUUGUAGGCAUGUCUAUAUAUCUAUAUAAAUUAUAUAACAUGAAUAACUUUCUCAAAGAUGAAUUUUGGGUCAUACUAUAAUAUCUUAGUUCUAUAAAAUUAUUAAUAUUGCUGGCGACUACGUAAAAUAAAUGUAAGCACAAUACUAUAGGAUUUAAACUGAUUAGAUUUUAAAAUCUCUCCACUUUUGCUGUUCAUAACACAACAAUAUUGUAGCGCUUUUAUUAUGUGACAUCUACUAUAUGUAUGAGCAAUCUAUAUUACAUGAAUUAACAUAGAAAUAAUGAAAUUAUCUCAAUAUAAUAUCCACUAUUUAUUUCUCAUGUAAGUAGACGACAAUCUAUGUAUAUUGUAUAUACUUUGAACAUUUAUCAUUAUCAGAUGUUAUGAUUGUUUAUUGACAAAGGGAAAUGCAAUGCUAAUUAAUAUUUAAGAGAGAUUUAAUAGCAUUAAAUUAUAAAAUGUAUCUUUUAUUACAUUUUAUUUAACAAA
Molecule: messenger RNA, 4766 nt
Organism: Bicyclus anynana (squinting bush brown)
Lineage: Eukaryota; Metazoa; Arthropoda; Insecta; Lepidoptera; Nymphalidae
Gene: Sap30
Product: histone deacetylase complex subunit SAP30 homolog
Exons: 3
Coding region: 524-1066 (180 amino acids)
Biological process (GO): regulation of DNA-templated transcription
Cellular component (GO): histone deacetylase complex
Molecular function (GO): protein binding; transcription coregulator activity
Source: RefSeq, a predicted model, not a curated record